This is a messenger RNA of Trypanosoma grayi, 249 nucleotides long. Its product is annotated as ribosomal protein L38. NCBI's taxonomy places the organism in Eukaryota, Euglenozoa, Kinetoplastea, Trypanosomatida, Trypanosomatidae. Gene Ontology annotation, molecular function: structural constituent of ribosome. The coding region runs from base 1 to 249 and encodes 82 amino acids. Gene Ontology annotation, biological process: protein-RNA complex assembly; translation. The record is from RefSeq and is a predicted model, not a curated record. Gene Ontology annotation, cellular component: cytosolic large ribosomal subunit; ribosome. The transcript has a single exon.
AUGCCCCGCGAAAUCAAGAACCUGAAGGAGUUCCUCGCCAUCUGCUCCCGCAAGGAUGCGCGUUGCGUGAAGGUGAAGCGCAACCCCAAGGUGACGAAGUUCAAGGUGCGCUGCAGCCGCUACCUCUACACCCUUGUGAUUGCCGACAAGAAGAAGGCGGACAAGAUUGAGCGCUCCAUUCAUCCCUCCGUGAAGAAGAUCACCGUCACGGCGCGCUCGCACGCCAAGACGAACGCCGGCAGCAAGUAA